Messenger RNA from Rattus norvegicus (Norway rat), 3602 nucleotides. NCBI's taxonomy places the organism in Eukaryota, Metazoa, Chordata, Mammalia, Rodentia, Muridae. The record is from RefSeq and is a predicted model, not a curated record.
CCUCCCUCAGUGGCAGGCCAGCAGGGGGCGCUGAGCAGAGGCGGGGCGGCGCGGGGACUGGCCGCGAUGGGACCGGAGGCGGCGCAGACAAAGGCGCGGGCGGCGCGGGGCUCGCGGAGGGCGCGGGCCGGAGGCAGCAGCGACGAGGACAACGCGGGGGGACAAACAAGUGACUCCUGUCACCCCUCUGGGUGUCCCUUAGAGGUCAUCCAGCCCAGCCUGACCAAUGUCCACAGCCAGGGAACAGCCAAUCUUCAGCACCAGGGCGCACGUGUUCCAGAUCGACCCCGCUACGAAGAGGAACUGGAUUCCCGCUGGCAAGCAUGCACUUACCGUGUCCUAUUUCUAUGAUGCAACCCGAAAUGUGUACCGCAUCAUCAGCAUCGGAGGCGCCAAGGCCAUCAUCAACAGCACAGUCACUCCCAACAUGACCUUCACCAAAACCUCUCAGAAGUUCGGGCAAUGGGCAGACAGUCGAGCCAACACUGUGUAUGGCCUAGGCUUUGGCUCGGAACAGCAGCUGACCCAGUUUGCUGAGAAGUUUCAGGAGGUCAAAGAAGCUGCCAGACUGGCUCGGGAGAAAUCUCAAGAUGGUGGAGAACUCACUAGUACUGCCCUGGCCAUGGCCUCCCACCAGGUUCCUCCAAGCCCCUUGGUCAGCACCAAUGGUCCAGAAGAGAAGCUGUUCCGCAGCCAGAGCGCGGACGCCCCUGGCCCCACUGAGCGGGAGCGGUUGAAGAAGAUGCUGUCAGAAGGCUCCGUAGGGGAGGUCCAGUGGGAGGCUGAGUUCUUUGCACUUCAGGACAGCAACCAGAGGCUGGCAGGGGCCCUUCGAGAGGCCAACGCGGCCGCCACUCAGUGGAGGCAGCAGCUGGAGGUCCAGCGUGCAGAGGCUGAACACUUGCGGCAGCGGGUGGCUGAGCUGGAGGCCCAGGUGGCUGCAGAGCCGGUCCGGGCAGGAGAGAAAGAAGCAACCAGCCAGUCGGUGGAGCAGCUGGAGGCUCGGGUGCAGACCAAGGACCAGGAGAUCCAGACUUUGAAGAAUCAGAGCACUGGCCCACGAGAGGCUCCUGACACCGCCGAGCGGGAGGAGACACAGCAGCAGGUUCAGGUUGGCUGCAGGACCUCACCUGUAAGAGUGGCCCCCGGGGUAGAACAGGUAGCAACUGCCUGUGAGUGGGAUAGGGCGGUCUGCUCAGAGUUGCUAAGCAACCUCAUACCCAGUCUUCCCACAUUUGAGCAGUCUAGGGUUCCAGGGAAACUUCCCAGAGACCUGGGAGCCGUCAAGAGCACCCCCAGUUACCCUGUUGUCUUUGAGGGUGGGCAGGAGCAGAUUGUGCAAAGGCCCAGGACCUCAGAAUCAGUGGUCCUCUGGGCACAGUACUGUGUUCCCCGGGAGAGGGUCAGCAGGAAGGCUGUUCUGUAUGUCACUCAUACAUACGUGACUGUAUUAUGUUACAUACCAUGGGUUUCUGCAUGUAGUGUCUGUGCAUACAUACAUCCCAUGUGUAUCUGGAGACUGGAGCUGGUGUCUUCCUCUGUUUCUCCCUGCCCCAUCCUUUGAGUCUCACACUGAGCUCAGAACGGCUGGGUGCUGAGUCAAUGCAGUGGUGACCUGAUCCCCCACCCUUGAGGUCACAGCUGCCAGCAGUACUUGGGGCAUUAGACUGCAGUGGGUAAGAGGGGACUGAAGACCAGGCCCCUUGGCUCCGGGUCAUGCUGUUGGUCAUCUUGGGACUUUUGUUUUUAUACUGACUGUGCCUCUAGCAGCAGCUGAUCUGGGACUGGAGAGAUCCUCCUGUCCUCAGCUUCCCGGAUGCUGGGGUUAAAGGCCUGUGGGGCACCUUUCUAAGAUUUAGUUAUGUGUGGUGUUGUGCGCCAGUGCCAUUCCCUCAGGGGCCAGAAGGGCCGGGCCCCUGGGAGCUUGUUUGUGAGUUGCCUCAUGUGGGUACUUGGAGGUGAACUCUGGCCUUAUGCAGAACUUCAUACUUAACCACUGUCCCAUCUCUCCAGCCCAUCUAGUUUUUAGAAAGAGGGUGUCUCACUGGCCUGGGGAUGAUUAGGUUGGCCAGUCUGCUCCAGUCUGGAGUCCUGCCUGUCUCCCCUUGGUGUCCUACCAGCCAUGCUCGUUAUGCAGCUAUUGGGUCCCAAACUCAGUACUUCAUACUUCCGUGGUCCUUUACUGACCCCGUGAAGACACAGACCGCAUCAGAGAGGACUGGCAACCAAAGCUUCACAGGUUGUCCCACCCCUUGCCUCCCGCUGCAGGACCUGGAGACCCGGAAUGCAGAACUGGAGCAGCAGCUGCGGGCGAUGGAAAGCAACCUGGAGGAGGCGCGGGCCGAGCGGGAGCGCGCACGAGCAGAGGUGGGCCGGGCUGCGCAGCUGUUGGACGUGCGGCUGUUCGAGCUGAGCGAGCUGCGCGAGGGCCUGGCUCGCCUGGCAGAGGCAGCACCCUAGUUUGCUCUGGAGGCCUGCGGCCCCAAGGCACCCUGGCAGGGACCAGGGGGCCCCAGCUGUCUCUGAGCUUUGCACCGUGUAGAAUUUUCUAGAAUCCUUGGGCAGUGCUUCUGCCCAGGUAACAUUUCUACGUGUGGCGUUGUUGACACCUGCUGUCCUUGGCUGCUGCUGCCUUGCACCCCAGGGACACUGUGAGGGAAGGCUGCACCGGUUAUCCUCAUGGGGCAACAGAGGCAUUGGGGUCCUGUGACCGGAAGGCUCUACACUCAUCCUGCCCCAUUUUCAAGUCUGACUGACAGGUUCAAAGAGCAUUUACUGAAGUCAGGGGCCACCUGCAGUAGGUUUACAGCUCAGUUCUGAGCCUCAGCCCUGGCUGGCUCUUGGGGACGAGGUCUGGGAGGACGCGACCGCCGGCCUGUGCUCCCUGCUUUCUGCUGCCGAAGCGUCUGCUCCACUUUCUCCUUGAAGCGCCGGUUCUGUUGCUUAAUCUUGGCCAGCUCAGCUUUGCGCUUGGCCUCCAGGUCCGGGUCCUGUGGAAGGGAGCGGAGAUUGUAGCUGGGCAGCUUCCCAGGGACUGGCUCCCCGGUCCCCAGGUCCCACCCACCCUAUUAAUCACACUCAUGCCUGCCCCUGCACACCAGUCUCACACACUAGCAUCUACCUUCCCCUCCAGGAUCAUCUGUUUCCGCUUGUUGAUCUCCUUCUUUUCAUCAAAAUGCGAAGCCUCCAGUUUCUGGGGUGGGAAGGGGGGCAUGUCAGGUCAGGCCCAGCACAGGGAGCCUUGCCCCACCCCACAGGCUGGCCCACACAUACGAUUUCACACUCCCUGCGCACCACGUUGACCUGUGUGAGGAUCUGCAGGACCUGGGCCUCCUCCACUGCCAAUUCAGCCAGCUGCUGUUCUGCAGGGACAGGAACCUGGGUUAGGCUGGGGUGCAGCUGGCCCUCCUUGCCCCCCUAGCUCUGGAGGUCUGGAUCCAGCCACAUGUGGACUAUGCUGCCAAGCCUGGUAGCACAUGCUCGUCAUCACAGCCCUGGGAGGUGGAGGCAGGAGAUCCCUCCUUUCAGCUGUGUUCCAGGCCAGCUCUGUAGAGCAAUUACCCUCUGUCUCGAAUGAAUGAAUGAAUAAACAAAUGAACAAA